Messenger RNA from Oreochromis aureus, 772 nucleotides. RefSeq names its product ribonuclease inhibitor-like. The coding region runs from base 1 to 726 and encodes 241 amino acids. Gene Ontology annotation, molecular function: protein binding. The record is from RefSeq and is a predicted model, not a curated record. Lineage: Eukaryota; Metazoa; Chordata; Actinopteri; Cichliformes; Cichlidae. The transcript is spliced from 5 exons.
AUGGGUAAAAGAUUGGACCGCUGUGGUUUGUCAGAGAUCAGCUGUGAUUAUCUGGCAGCAGCGCUGAAGUCCAACCCCUCGUAUCCCAGAGUGCUGGACCUGAGUGGAACCUACAACAACCUGCAGGAUUCAGGAGUGAAGCAGCUGUGUGUUCUUCUGGAGAAUCCACGAUGUCGAUUUGAAACUCUGAGAUUGAAAGACUGUGAUUUGUCAGAGAUCAGCUGUGAUUAUCUGGCAGCAGCGCUGAAGUCCAACCCCUCGUAUCCCAGAGUGCUGGACCUGAGUGGAACCUACAACAACCUGCAGGAUUCAGGAGUGAAGCAGCUGUGUGUUCUUCUGGAGAAUCCACGAUGUCGAUUUGAAACUCUGAGACUGAGUCACUGUGACCUGUCAGAGAGAAGCUGUGAAGCUCUGUCCUCAGGUCUCAGCUCUCAGACCUCUAAUCUGAGACAGCUGGACCUGAGUAACAACAACAACCUGCAGGAUUCAGGAGUGAAGCAGCUGUGUGUUCUUCUGGAGAAUCCACGAUGUCGAUUUGAAACUCUGAGACUGAGUCACUGUGACCUGUCAGACAGAAGCUGUGAAGCUCUGUCCUCAGGUCUCAGCUCUCAGACCUCUAAUCUGAGACAGCUGGACCUGAGUAACAUUAACCUGAAGGAUUCAGGCGUGAAGCUUCUGUCUGACGGACUGAAGAGUCCACACUGUACACUGGAAACUCUCAGGUGAGAUCAAGCAUUGUUUUUUCAUCAACUGACAGAAUUAGCAGAUUAAU